Girardinichthys multiradiatus is the source of this 8306-nucleotide messenger RNA. It is a transcript of the gene ccdc88ab, whose product is annotated as coiled-coil domain containing 88Ab. Gene Ontology annotation, biological process: cytoskeleton-dependent intracellular transport; cytoplasmic microtubule organization. The record is from RefSeq and is a predicted model, not a curated record. Gene Ontology annotation, molecular function: microtubule binding; dynein light intermediate chain binding. Bases 602 to 6661 code for a protein of 2019 amino acids. The transcript is spliced from 37 exons. NCBI's taxonomy places the organism in Eukaryota, Metazoa, Chordata, Actinopteri, Cyprinodontiformes, Goodeidae. Gene Ontology annotation, cellular component: cytoplasm; centrosome.
CUCUUCAGCUCAGAUAGUGUUUGGCGUUUAAACGGAGGCAGGCUGCAGCCCAUGUCUGGAAAUCACUUUAUUGAUAAAUAGGAGGAGAAAACCGACUAUCUCAAAAGGAUGACCUCAAACAUCUGUGUUUUUUUUUAAAUAUAUUCGCCUCACUGCAGGAUAUUUUCCCUUUAAUUAACGGUCUCGGAUGAAUAUUUUUCCUGUGUGCAGAUAUCUUCUGCCACUUAUGGUCCGCGGUUACCUUACCUGGCACAGGUUCGCCGCAUUCUACCGCUUUUGUGCCGAGCUAGCAGAACCUGUCUGACCUUAAAUCACAGAAUACCUUCGGCUUUUUUAUUUCAAUGUUUUAAUUGUAAAAAUGUGAUUCUCCAUGUUUCCCGGGAGGAAGCCAAGCCCCUUCGUUGGCAUCUGACACAGCUGGGUCGUGUCGUGAAGAUUGGGGAUUAACGUCUCUUUUCCGUCUUUAAGAACCCCGUUUCUCUUGCUUUGUUUGAGCCCCAAAACAAGCGUCGAAUGAGCAACAUGAGUGGAGCGUAAAUAAACGUAUAUUCACUCAUAUUUCCCCCAACAUAUCUGCUAAAAUAAAGGGCACAAGAGGAAAAUGGAAAACGAGGUUUUCACCCCACUGCUGGAGCAGUUCAUGCUAACGCCUCUGGUCUGCUGGGUGAAGAGUGUUGGACACUCGACAGAGACCGAUGGCAGCAAAUUAUCGGAAUAUAUAGAGUUGGUAGAUGGGAUUUACCUGAACGAGAUCAUGCUUCAGAUAAAUCCUAAAGCCACUGUGCAGAGGACCAACAAGAAGGUAAACAAUGACCCUACACUGCGUAUCCAGAACCUUUCUAUUCUCAUCAGGCAGAUUAAAGCCUACUAUCAGGAGACUCUCCAGCAGUUAGUGAUGAUGCCUUUGCCAAACGUCCUGAUUCUGGGCCGAAACCCUCUCUCUGAACAAGGUCUGGAGGAGAUGAAGAAAAUGUUGCUGCUGCUUUUAGGAUGUGCUGUUCAGUGUGAGAAGAAAGAAGAAUACAUCGAACGUAUCCGGACUCUGGAUUUUGACACCAAAGCUGCGAUAGCCUCCCACAUUCAAGAGGUGACGCAUAACCAGGAGAAUGUGGUGGACCUUCAGUGGUUGGAAACUGGGGAAAUGCCCCCAGAGGAUUUGGACAGUCUGUCCAGAAAUUUGGCUUUCCACCUCAAACGCCUGGUUGAUGAAAGGGACACACAGCUGGAGACAAUCGUGGAGCUCACCCAGGAGAGAGACUGUGUGCAGCUAUCUCCGCUGGCUCCCAUUGCCACCCAGUCUCCCGGUGACUCUCCUAGUAUGAGAAGAACUGAAAGUCGACAACACCUCUCAGUGGAGUUGGCUGACGCCAAGGCCAAAAUCAGACGCCUUCGACAGGAACUGGAGGAAAAGAGUGAGCAGCUGCUGGACACCAGACAGGAGCUGGAGAACAUGGAGAUAGAGCUGAAGAGAAUCCAGCAGGAGAGUUAUCAGCUGCUGUCGGACGCUCGGUCAGCUCGUACCUACCGGGAUGAGCUGGACGCGCUCAGAGAAAAAGCCAUACGUGUCGACAAACUGGAGAGUGAGCUUAGCCGAUAUAAGGAGAGACUUCACGACAUUGACUUCUACAAGGCUAGAGUCGAGGAACUAAAGGAGGACAACCAGAUUCUGCUGGAAACAAAGACAAUGCUGGAGGAGCAGCUGGAUUCCACCCGGACCCGCUCUGACAAACUGCACCUUCUGGAGAAAGAGAACCUUCAGCUCAAGUCCAAGAUACAUGAUCUUGAGAUGGAGCGUGACCUUGACCGGAAGCGUAUGGAGGAGCUGUUGGAGGAGAAUCUUGUGUUAGAGAUGGCCCAGAAACAAAGCAUGGACGAAUCUUUGCACUUGGGUUGGGAGCUGGAGCAAUUAUCAAAGACACCUGAGCUGACUGAUGCCCCACAGAAGUCUUUGGGCGAGGAGGUGAAUGAGCUGACCUCCAGUCGCCUGUUGAAGCUGGAAAAAGAAAAUCAGGCUCUGCUGAAGACUGUGGAAGAACUCAGAGGAGCUGCCAGUCAGGACACCAUAGCUAAAUUGACCAAAGCCAACCAAGAAAACCAGAAACUUAAGCAGAAAGUGGAGCGACUGGAGAGUGAACUUACAGUGGACAGAGAGUCGCUACGUAGUGCUGAGUCACUAAGUACAGACCUGAUAAAGGAAAAGGCUUUGUUGGAGAAGACUCUGGAGACACUCAGGGAUAAUUCAGAGAGACAGAUGAAGGGUCUAGAGCAGGAGAACAAGCACCUAAGCCAAACUAUAUCCUCCCUGCGUCAGCGCUCCCAGGUUGGAGCUGAGGCCCGUGUGAAAGAUGUGGAGAAGGAGAACAGAGUUCUUCACGAGUCCAUCUGUGAGACAACAGCCAAACUGAAUAAGCUGGAGUUUGAAAUGAAACGGCUACGUAAGGAGCUUGAAGUGACGAAGGAGAAAAGUGAGAGAGCGGAAGAGUUGGAGAUUCAGCUACAGAAGCUGGAAAGAGAGAAUGAAAGCCUGCAGAAGAAAGUUGCCACUCUUGGAAUUACCUGUGAAAAGGUUUCUUCUUUGGAGAAGGAGAACUCUGAGCUGGAGGCAGAGGGCCGCCGUCUAAAGAAGAAACUGGAUGGUCUGAAAAACAUGGCUUUCCAAUUAGAGGCUUUGGAAAAAGAGAACUCCCAGUUGGAACAGGAGAACCUGGAGCUGCGGCGCUCAGCUGAGAAUCUCCGGUCAGCAGGAGCUAAGGCCGCUCAGCUGGAAGCCGAGAACAGGGAUCUAGAGAGCGAGAGGACCCAGCUGAAGCGCAGCUUGGAACUCCUUAAAGCCUCGUCUAAGAAGACAGAAAGAUUAGAGGUAAGCUACCAAGGUCUCGAUACGGAAAACCAGCGGCUGCAGAAGACUUUAGAGAACAGCAGCAAGAAGAUCCAGCAGCUGGAGGCAGAGCUGCAAGAGGUGGAAACUGAGAAUCAAACCCUUCAACGCAACCUGGAGGAACUCAAGAUCUCAAGUAAACGCCUGGAGCAGCUGGAGCAGGAGAACAAAACUCUGGAACUGGAAAGCUCCCAGCUGGAGAAAGAUAAGAAGCUUCUGGAGAAGGAGAACAAGCGGCUGAGGCAGCAGGCCGAGAUCCGCGACUCCAAACUGGAUGACGACAACCAGCGGAUCGCUGCCCUGGAGAAAGAGAACCGCACCAUGGGCAAGGAGAUGAUCUUCUUCAGGGACUCGUGUACAAGAGUCAAAGACCUGGAGAAAGAGAACAAGGAGCUUGUCAAACAGGCCAGUAUAGAUAAGAAGACCCUACUGACGCUCAGAGAGGAGCUUGUGAGUGAGAAACUGCGAACUCAGCAGAUGAAUAAUGACCUAGAGAAACUUACUCAUGAACUGGAGAAAAUUGGACUGAACAAAGAACGACUUCUCCACGACGAGAGCUCGGAUGACAGGUUUAAGCUCCUUGAAACCAAACUGGAGUCAACUCUGAAAUCAUCUUUGGAGAUCAAAGAGGAGAAAAUAGCUGCUUUAGAGGCCCGAUUGCAGGAAUCCUCCAACCUCAACCAGCAACUUCGCCAGGAGCUGAAAACGGUAAAGAAAAACUAUGAGGCACUUCGCCAGAGAGAGGAGGAGGAAAGGAUGGUGCACAGCUCCCCCCCUAAAGGAGGGGAAAAUUCCCAGACUGUCAGUAAAUGGGAAAAAGAGAGCCAUGAAGCCACCAGAGAGCUGCUCAAAGUCAAAGACAGACUGAUUGAAGUUGAGAGAAAUAAUGCUACGCUGCAGGCUGAGAAGGUGGCGCUGAGAAGCCAACUCAAACAGCUGGAAACUCAGAGCUCCAACCUGCAGGCACAGAUUGUCGCGGUGCAGAGACAGACCGCCUCCUUACAGGAGAACAGCACCUCUCUACAGAUGCAGAAUGCAAAACUGCAGGUGGAGAACUCCACCCUGAGCUCGCAAAGUGCUGCUCUCAUGGCCCAGAAUACCCAGCUGCAGAGCCAGCAGAGCAGUGUGGAGGGAGAAAGAGAGGGAGCGCUGAAAGAAAAAGAGGAGCUGAGGGGAACCUAUGAACUCCUGCUCCGAGAUCAUGAGAAGCUGGCAGCUCUCCAUGAGAGGCAGGCAGCCGAGUAUGAAGCUCUGAUAGGGAAGCAUGGCGGCCUGAAGACCACCCAUAAGAGCCUCGAGCAACAGCACAGAGACUUGGAGGACAAGUACAAGCAGCUCCUGCAAAGAAAGGGGGAGAUAGAGGAGCUGGAGAAAAACUUGAAGGAACAACAAGAAAAGAUGUCUCAGGAGAAUCAGAGCCACCAAGCCACAGCUGACCAGUGCAAACAGCUCAAAGAGGAAAAUGACAGGCUAAACACUGCCUAUCGUCAGCUGAUAAAGGACAACGAGAGCCUGCAGGUGGACCAUAAGAACAUAAAGAGCCAGUUGAACAGUGCAAAGCUGGAGCAGACCAAGCUAGAAGCUGAGUUCUCCAAACUCAAGGAGCAGUACCAGCAGUUAGACAUCACCUCCACCAAACUCACCAACCAGUGUGAAUUGUUAAGCCAGCUAAAAGGAAACUUGGAGGAGGAGAACCGUCACUUGUUGGACCAGAUCCAGACGCUGAUGCUGCAGAAUCGCACACUUCUGGAGCAGACAAUGGAGAGCAAGGACCUGUUCCACGUAGAGCAAAGACAAUACAUAGACAAACUGAAUGAGCUGAGGAGACAGAAGGAAAAACUUGAGGAGAAAAUAAUGGACCAGUACAAAUUCUAUGAUCCUUCGCCUCCACGCAGGCGUGGCAACUGGAUCACUCUGACGAUGAAGAAGCUGAUCAAGCCAAAGAGCCGGGAGAGGAUGCGUUCUCUCACACUGACUCCCUCUCGUUCAGAGCUUGGAGAUAGUUUUUUUACAUUUCUUCCGGACAGCCAGGACAGCUCAUCCAUAGGCUCUGGUUCCAACUCGCUAGAUGACACGCUUACACAGAAGAGGAGCAGCACUAUAAAAAGGUUGCCUUUCAUGAGGAACCGAUCCAAGGACAAAGACAAAGCCAAGGCCAUCUACCGACGCUCGAUGUCCAUGAAUGACUUGCUCCAAACGAUGGCAGUGGCAGGAGUUUCCGGGUCACAGUGGAUGGGCAGCACGGAGAAUCUGGACGGACCUGAAGCAGGAGACGCCAGCAUUACGGGCGGCAGCAGGCACAGUGGACAGCGUAUGAAAGAGCUCGCCUUAUCCACCAAUGCCAUCGACUGCACUGCACUAACACUGCCAUCUGUGAGGCGCAGCAGAGCUAAGCUCUGUAAAGACAAUGCCUCAUGUGAGGAUGUUGCUGGUUCCUCAGAUGACCCCAAGAGCCAAGGCCUGCAGGGGGCUAGCGGUGCUCUUGCUUUGUCUCAUCCUAUUGAGCUGAGGGCUAUGUGCAGAGUGCCCUGUAGCAUCUGUACUUCCAGACCCUCCAGUCUUCAUAGCAACAGGACUACAAGUAGCAAUAGUAACAAUAACUCACACCUUACUUCUCCUCUGGAGGGCAAAGGCACCCUGAACGGCAGUCUCAGCAGGCCUCAAAGUGAGAGCAGUGGGGAGUUCAGCCUAAGCCUGGACCAGGAGGUGUGGUCCAGCAGUGGCAGUAGCCCUGUCCAGCAGCCCACCUCCUUACGGUCCUCCCACCAGAGCCCCCUGCAGCUGCGCAGGGCCCACGAGCCAUCCAGCACCGUGGCCAUCUCCAGUCAGACACAGGUUAGAAAGAUGGGAUCCGCCAGUGAGGUGCUUUCCCUGCAGCAGUUCCUAGAUGAGGGUGUCGAUCCUGCGGAGCCUGGCAGUCAGGAGAACCUUACUGUGGACUCUCCUCGCCUCUCCACUUCUUCUGAGCAUGCUCAGAAAGAUCGCACCUCCACCAAGGGCCGGGGCAUUUUACGCUCUAGCAGUGGGAAAGCGGCACCAGACAGCACCAACCGCCCUUUGAAAUCCUCAGGACAACCCGGCCGCUCAAGCCUGCGGAAAGCUGAGAGCACGCGUGUCAAAGGCUCCGCCCCUCUUCGCUCCAGCCUCUCCUCCCAGGGGAAAGCCGUGUCCGUCUCUGAACGCCUGGACUCUGCCUCCUCCACGCUGCCUCGGGCCAGCAGUGUCAUCUCGACAGCCGAAGGUACCACAAGGCGCACCAGCAUCCAUGACCUGCUGUCCAAAGACCACCGGCAGCCUGUGUCUGUUGAUACUUCUUCUCACGUCCCCUCCCCUAAGGCUGGAGUACGCUCGCAGCCGACACCCAGUGAGUACCACCCCAACAGCACCUGUCUGAAAGGACCCCUUGCCACUACCUCCCCUAUGCCCAAAUCAGUCAGUUUACCCUGCCACAGCUCAGAGGACCCCGACCUUGACAGCCUUGAGUCUUUCCUUGGCCCCUCCUUUACUGUAGAGUCAGUGUUCAUGGACUCCAUCUUUAGUGAGUCAGCAGAAAAUCUCCCCUUCCUGUCCCUGAACCCCACCCUAGUCAGCAACAUCAGUGGUCCCCCGGCCACAGAUAAGACCCAACCUCAUUCUGGGCCGAACCUGAUCCCCCACGGCCAGUCCAAUGGUCAGAUGAGAUCCAGCUCAGCCUGCCUGACAGAGUAUAAUGAUGGUAUUGAUCCAAAUGGUGUUGGUGAUUCAGAGCAGACUCUGAGCCCAGAGGAGAGACAGUCUCUGUGAUGUGGACGGCAGAAAGUCUAAAAACAGGAGCGGGGAGCCGCAGCAAAGCUGCUGAGCCCUGCCCCUCCCACCCUCGCCUGUCUGCCACCAUGCUGCGAGCGCGUGGUGAGUGAGCGCUGCUUGAGGGGGAUGAAAAAUGGUUGGGAGGAGGGUCAGUUUUGUCUCCAUGGGAACACAACAACAUGGUCGUGUAACAGAUGUCUCCCAUCAUGCUGUGCACUUGUUCCCCCUGCUUCUCUCAGCUGUUCCCCGAAAGCCCCCCACCACCACCCCCGCCCCCUCUUUCCUGUGGUGCCAAACGCCUGCUCCCGGGCCGUGAUAGGACCUGGCCUACUUGUCAUAUGGUUCAUUUUACUACGCUCCCUGUUGUCUUCUUCACUAAGAGAAGCUCUUGGAAGCAACACAGUCUCCCUCCAUCAUGCUGUGUCUUGUGUUGGUGUAAAUGAUGUGACUUCUGGCCCUUUAUUAUCAGGCUGCUGCAUGGCUUUGCUGCAAUGCUGAAUCCUUCCCUCUGUGCAUGUAGACCCAGGCUGGCUGCUUCUUUUCCUCCCCCCCUUGCUGCAUCAAUGUUUACUGAAACAGUAAAAUGUUGGUUUUUUUUCUCUGUAGUUUUGCUCUAUUUAGUCUUUUCUAACCUGUCAUCUUUUUUUUUUCCAAUUCUUUGCACUUCUCUUUGCUUUUGUGGGAUUCAGAGAGAAAGGUGGCCUUGGAGCUGUGUGUCUGAAGCUUUGUAGAGCUAAUCUUCUGCAGCCGUCUACAGUGAGAAAAGAUUGUAUGUCCAAGAUUCAACUUUUUUUAGGAGAUCCAGGACACUUUAGUGGAGAAAAGUGGUUUCCUUCUCUGUUUACGUUUUUCCUUGAAUCAAGGAAGCAACAAUGAAAUACUACAAAAUAUUGCAUUGACAUUUCCCCCUUAAAGACUGCUGCGACAGAUUGAUCUGGCACUUUAUUCCAGUGUGGCAGAUCUGUGAUGUGCACUAGUCUCUGUGGACUGAUUUAAGUGCCAAUGUUCACACAACAGCCAAAAAGGCAAUCCCAACUCAGACUGAGGACUCCUUCCCAUAUCUGCUACGCAUCCUUAAGGCAAGACGGAUCAUCUCCUGCCUGAAGCCAUCACUACAUAGUUAAAACAUAACAAAAUGAAGCAUGUUGGUACAAAAAUGGUUCCAGCUCCUUUUUUUUUUUAGACUGAGGAUUCACAAUCUACAUGGAGCAAUCAAUCAUUCUGCUUUCUUCAUCGAUUUAAGGAAGAGGAUGGUGUUAAGUUUUAAAAGCCAGAUGCCAGUGGGACAUGAAGACAUGACACACUGAUCCCAGGAAUGUUCAGGUCACCAAGGUGACGAUGUUUAUGACCCGUCACACUGUUUGUCUCCACUAAAAUGUUCUUCCAUCAUACACAGUUAGCCGCAUGGUAGUCAUUCAUAGUUCCUCUUCUGCUCUGAUGCACAGUUGUCACUAAAAAUAAACAGUGUUGACUACAAAGUUCUGGAAAGACGAUCUUUAUGCCUGACUGGAGUAUAGGUGACCUGCCCAGUACGACCACAUUUGUUGUGUUGAACAUGUUGGUGACAAUGAGACCUGAUGUUUUUUGUCCUUUUCCACUUUUACAUGUCUCCAUUUGGUGUAAUUAAAGUUAAUCAAGACUG